GCCGGCGCAGCCCGGUGCGCGAGUAGGUUCUGGCGCGGGGGUCCAGGAGACCCCUGCUAGGUGGACUGUGUCUCCCUGUGUCUUGGCUGGCUCACUACAGCCUCCCUGCCUUGGACUACAUUUCCCAGAGCCACCGGGUUCCAACGCGACUUCGUUUCCGUUUGUUCGCGCGAUCUGGGGGCCUCGCGCGUGGGGAGAGCUGUAUCCGUGGAGGAGCUAGGGCUAGCUCUGGUGAGGCCCGUGAAGCCGAAUCUACCUGGAACCCGAGCGCCAGACUCUGGACCCCGAACGGCACCUUCUGGAGAGUAGAGCCCAGAGGAGGAAAAAAUGGCUGUGAUGCAUUGGAAAGCAAACCAUGCACUGCCUUUUCCAGACACUGUGCUUCUCCAAGAUAGGAAUCCAGGAGAGGAUUGAUCAUUUCUUAUAGAUCUAAAAAUCAUGGCUCAGAGAUUGGUGAUGUUCAGGGAUGUUGUCAUUGACUUCUCUCAAGAAGAGUGGGAAUGCCUGGACUUUGCUCAAAGGCAUUUGUACAGAGAUGUGAUGUUGGAGAACUAUAGUAACUUGAUGUCACUAGAUUUGCCUUCAAGGUGUGCAAGUAAAUUCUUAUCUCCAAGAAAGGACACUUAUGAAACGGAAUUAUCCCAAUGGGAAAUGAGUAACAGGCUUGAAAACUAUGAUCUUAAGGAGUCCAGUUCUAGAGAUUAUUUGAAAUUCAGAGGCACAUUGGAAAAUCAAAAGAAAUAUUUCAGUCAAGUAAUGAUCAUAUAUGAAAAAAUGUCCAUUUUCAAUCAGCAUACUUACUUAUCUCAAUAUCCCACAUGUCAUUUUGAGAAACCCUAUAAAUGUAAGGAAUGUGGGAAGGCCUUUAGACGAGCUUCCCACUUAACUCAACAUCAGAGUACUCAUACAGGUGAAAAACCCUAUGAAUGUAAGCAGUGUGGGAAGGCCUUUAGUCGUGAUUCACAGCUCAGUCUUCAUCAGAGACUUCAUACUGGCGAGAAACCCUAUGCAUGCAAGGAAUGUGGGAAGGCCUUUACUCAGAGUUCACAACUUAUUUUACAUUAUAGAAUUCAUACUGGCGAAAAACCGUAUAAGUGUGAACAAUGUGGGAAAGCCUUUAUUCGUAGUUCACAACUAACUCGACAUCAAAAAGUCCAUACUGGUGAGAAACCUUAUGAAUGUAAAGAAUGUGGGAAGGCCUUUACUCAGAACUCACAACUUACUCUACACCAGAGACUUCAUACUGGCGAAAAACUCUAUGAAUGUAAAGAAUGUAGGAAGGUCUUUACUCAGCUUUCACAGCUUAUUCUGCAUAAGAGAAUUCAUACUGGUGAAAAACCCUAUCAAUGUAAGGAAUGUGGGAAAGCUUUUAUUUGUGGCUCACAGCUUUCUCAACAUCAGAAAAUUCAUAAUGGGGAAAAGCCAUAUGAAUGUAAAGAAUGUGGGAAGGCCUUUAUUCGUGGCUCAUUACUAAUGCAACAUCAGAGGAUUCAUACUGGUGAAAAACCCUACAAAUGUGAACAGUGUGGGAAGGCCUUUAUCCGUGGUUCACAACUUACUCAACACCAGAGAAUUCAUACCAAUGAGAAGCCCUAUGAAUGUAAGGAAUGUGGAAAGACCUUUAGUCAUGGUUCACAACUUACACAACAUCAGAGAAUUCAUACUGGUGAAAAACCCUAUCAAUGUAAGGAAUGCGGAAAAGCCUUCAAUAGAGGCUCACUCCUUACCCGGCAUCAGAGGAUUCAUACUGGUGAAAAACCCUACGAAUGUAAAGAAUGUGGAAAGACCUUUAGUCGUGGCUCAGAACUUACUCAACAUGAGAGAAUUCACACUGGUGAGAAACCCUAUGAAUGUAAGGAAUGUGGAAAGUCCUUUAUUCGUGGCUCCCAGCUUACUCAACAUCACAGAAUUCACACUGGUGAGAAACCUUAUGAAUGUAAAGAAUGUAGAAUGGCCUUUACUCAGAGUUCACAUCUUUCUCAACAUCAAAGACUUCAUACAGGUGAGAAGCCCUAUGUAUGCAAUGAAUGUGGGAAGGCCUUUGCUCGUGGCUUACUGCUUAUACAGCAUCAGAGGAUUCAUACAGGUGAGAAACCUUAUCAGUGUAAGGAAUGUGGGAAGGCCUUUAUCCGUGGUUCACAGCUUACGCAACAUCAGCGAAUUCACACUGGAGAAAAACCCUAUGAAUGCAAGGAAUGUGGGAAGGCUUUUAGUCAUGGUUCUCAACUUACUUUACAUCAAAGAAUCCAUACUGGUGAGAAGCCCUAUGAAUGCAAAGAAUGUAGAAAAGCCUUCACUCAGAGCUCACACCUUUCUCGACAUCAGAGAAUUCACACUGGUGAGAAACCAUAUCAGUGUAAGGAAUGUGGGAAGGCCUUUACUCGUGGCUCACAACUAACUCAACAUCAGAGAAUUCAUAUCAGUGAGAAAUCUUUUAAAUAUAAGGAAAGUGGGAUAGACUUUACUCAUGGUUCACAAGUUUAUAUAUGAGUUUUUUGACUCUUUGGGAUUAAUACAGGCAGACUUCUGUGGUCAUUAAUCCAUUAUCAUUAAAGAAUUCUUAAAAUUUGAAUAUGGGGGACUUGCUUCAUAAAGCUCAGCAUCACUGAAUUUAUGUAGGGAAAGAUAAUGAUAAUGUAAUCCGUGUAGAAAAAUCUAACAUUACUGAAAACCAAUUAAACUUCAAAUUUUAAUAGACAGUAAUUUGUUAGUAUAGUAAAUAUAGGAGGGACUUUAGCCAUAGCACAUCUUGACUAUCAGUUGCUUCCCUUCAUGACAUUGAUAAUUAACCUCCACUUUUGUUUAAUCAUUUGUAAGAAAAUAUACUUCCUUACCAGAUUCUUGAAAGUAUUGUGUGAGUUAUUACAUGUAAAGCUUUUAGAACAGUGCCUUAAACAUAGCAUAUCACAAAUAUUAGCUGUCAUUAUAGUAUUAGAUAAUUCGCAUGAGAGGAGACUUAUAAUGAAUAUUGAGAAAUCUUUCAUUUAACACUUAACCUCAGUUAUUUGAGUGGGGGCACUAUAUGCUAUAAUAAAUGUGAGAAAGCUUUCAUUCAGAUUUCAUCCAGUAUACUAUAAAAGGAAAUUCAUACUAUACAAAAAAGCACUGUAGAUUCAACCAGUGGAUAGUUGAAGAGGUGUUAAGUGAAUGGUAACAAAGUCCCAAAACUCAUAAUUUCUACUGUUCCUGACCACAAUUUAAGAAUAUUAUUUAGAAAGGAAAAAAAAGGAUAACCAAAAUAAAUCUUUCUACUUGGAACUUUUUUAAAACUUAGAUUUACAGCUUUUGAUUAAACUAAAAAUGAAAACUGACAUUACAGACUAUUUCCGCAAUGAAGAAAUGACUCUGUGUCAGAGACUGCUGUUUUUCUGUCCAAUAUCUAUUUUCCUUCUUUACUAACAGAAUUCUUGGUUGAAAACCUGUGUCAGAUUCCCUUGCAAAUCAACAAAGUGGAAGUGGUAAUUGUAUGAGUAUGACAUUUAAGAAAUCUUUGUUUUUCCUGUCUAUUUUUACUCCUUUGUUUACAAUGUAGACAUUUAAUCUGCAGCUCUGGCAGUUUUGUGGGAAUUUCGAGAAUGGUAUUAAGGAUGGUGGAGCAGAAGCACAGAACAAAUAUACACCUCUGCCAGUUUAAUGGAACAGCCAUAACAACUCUGGUCUUCUUGCUUCCUGUAUUUCUUUAUAUAAAAAUGAAAAUAAACUUAUUUGUUGA
Messenger RNA from Artibeus jamaicensis (Jamaican fruit-eating bat), 3712 nucleotides. RefSeq names its product zinc finger protein 420. The record is from RefSeq and is a predicted model, not a curated record. NCBI's taxonomy places the organism in Eukaryota, Metazoa, Chordata, Mammalia, Chiroptera, Phyllostomidae. The transcript is spliced from 5 exons. Bases 439 to 2490 code for a protein of 683 amino acids. Gene Ontology annotation, biological process: regulation of transcription by RNA polymerase II. Gene Ontology annotation, molecular function: DNA-binding transcription factor activity, RNA polymerase II-specific; RNA polymerase II cis-regulatory region sequence-specific DNA binding.